AUGAAUACUGCCAGGUAUGAGAUCUGCCUGUUUGUUCUGGCCCUCGCCUGGCCAGGGACCCUCUGCACAGAAAGGACGACCAACAGGCCGUCGAUGGCCCGAUGCAGCCUCUUUGGGGAUGACUUCAUCAACACUUUUGACAAAACCAUGUACAGCUUUGCAGGGGGCUGCAGUUACCUCCUGGCUGGGGACUGCCAGAAACACUCCUUUUCCAUUCUUGGGAACUUCCAAGAUGGCAAGAGAGUGAGCCUGUCUGUGUAUCUUGGGGAGUUUUUUGACAUCCACUUGUUUGUCAAUGGCACAGCAAUGCAGGGGGACCAGAGCAUCUCCAUGCCCUACGCCUCCAAAGGACUCUACCUAGAAAGAGAGGCAGGCUACUACAAGCUUUCCAGUGAGGCCCUUGGCUUUGUAGCCAGAAUUGAUGGUAACGGCAACUUCCAAGUCCUGCUGUCAGACAGACACUUCAACAAGACCUGCGGGCUGUGUGGCGACUUUAACGUCUUUGCUGAAGAUGACUUUAGGACGCAGGAGGGUACCUUGACCUCAGACCCCUAUGAUUUUGCCAACUCCUGGGCCCUGAGUAGUGGGGAGCAGCGGUGUAAACGGGCAUCUCCUCCCAACAGUAACUGCAACAACUCCUCUGGGGACAUGCAGAAGGCCAUGUGGGAGCAGUGCCAGCUGCUGAAGAGUGCCUCCGUGUUUGCCCGCUGCCACCCUCUGGUGGCCCCUGAACCUUUUGUCGCGCUCUGCGAGAAGAUUUUGUGUACUUGCAUGACGGGGCCAGAGUGUGCAUGUCCCGCUCUUCUUGAGUACGCCCGGACCUGCGCCCAGGAAGGGAUGGUGCUGUAUGGCUGGACUGACCACAGUGCCUGCCACCCAGCAUGCCCUGCUGGCAUGGAGUAUAAGGAGUGUGUGUCUCCUUGCACCCGAACCUGCCAGAGCCUGCCCAUCAAUGAAGUCUGUCAGCAGCAAUGUGUGGAUGGCUGUAGUUGCCCUGAGGGAGAACUCCUGGAUGAAGGCCGCUGUGUGCAGAGCUCUGAAUGUUCCUGUGUGCACGCCGGCGAGCGCUACCCUCCUGGUACCUCCCUCUCUCAAGACUGCAACACUUGCAUCUGCAGAAACAGCCUGUGGAUCUGUAGCAACGAAGAGUGCCCAGGGGAGUGUCUUGUCACAGGCCAGUCCCACUUCAAGAGUUUCGACAAUAAGUACUUCACCUUCAGUGGGAUCUGCCAGUACCUACUGGCCCGGGACUGCCAAGACGACUCUUUCUCCAUUGUCAUAGAGACCAUGCAGUGUGCCGAUGACCCUGAUGCUGUCUGCACCCGCUCAGUCAGUGUGCGGCUGUCUGCCUUGCACAACAGCCUUGUGAAGCUGAAACACGGAGGAGGAGUGGCCAUUGACGGGCAGGACGUUCAGAUCCCCUUCCUGCAAGGUGACUUCCGCAUCCAGCACACGGUGAUGGCUUCUGUACACCUCAGCUACGGGGAGGACCUGCAGAUGGACUGGGAUGGCCGCGGGCGACUACUGGUUAAGCUGUCCCCAGUCUAUUCUGGGAAGACCUGUGGCUUGUGUGGGAAUUACAACGGGAACAAAGGAGAUGAUUUCCUCACGCCCGCGGGCCUGGUGGAGCCCCUAGUGGUGGACUUCGGAAACGCCUGGAAGCUUCAAGGGGACUGCCCAGACCUGCAAAGCCAGCACAGCGACCCCUGCAGCCUGAACCCACGCUUGACCAGGUUUGCAGAGGAGGCUUGCGCGCUCCUGACGUCCUCCAAGUUCGAGGCCUGCCACCGGGCAGUCAGCCCUCUGCCCUACCUGCAGAACUGCCGCUAUGACGUUUGCUCCUGUUCUGACGGCCGGGAUUGCCUGUGUAGGGCAGUGGCCAACUAUGCUGCCACGUGUGCCCGAAAAGGCGUGCACAUCGGGUGGCGGGAGCCAGACUUCUGUGCUCUGGACUGCCCACGGGGCCAGGUGUACCAACAGUGUGGGAACCCCUGCAACCUGACCUGCCGCUCCCUCUCCCACCCGGAUGAAGAAUGCAACGAAGUCUGUUUUGAGGGUUGCUUCUGCCCCCCAGGGCUGUACCAGGAUGAAAGAGGGGACUGUGUGCCCAAGGCCCAGUGCCCCUGUUACUACGACGGUGAGCUUUUCCAGCCCUCAGACAUCUUCUCAGACCAUCAUACCAUGUGUUACUGUGAAGACGGUUUCAUGCAUUGUACGAUGAGUGGUGCCCCAGGGAGCCUGUUGCCAGACACUGUCCUCAGCAGCCCCCUGUCUCACCGCAGCAAAAGGAGCCUGACCUGUCGGCCACCCAUGGUCAAGUUGGUGUGCCCUGCUGACAACCCGCGGGCUCAAGGGCUGGAGUGUGCUAAGACGUGCCAGAGCUACGACCUGGAGUGCAUGAGCCUGGGCUGUGUGUCUGGCUGCCUCUGUCCUCCAGGCAUGGUCCGUCAUGAAAACAAGUGUGUGGCCUUGGAGCGGUGUCCCUGCUUCCACCAGGGCCAAGAGUACUCCCCAGGAGAUACAGUGAAGAUCGGCUGCAACACCUGUGUCUGCCGGGACCGGAAGUGGAACUGCACAAACCACAUGUGUGACGCCACUUGCUCUGCCAUUGGCAUGGCCCACUACCUCACCUUUGAUGGACUCAAGUACCUGUUCCCUGGGGAGUGCCAGUAUGUUCUGGUGCAGGAUUACUGUGACGGUAACCCUGGGACCUUUCGGAUCUUGGUGGGAAACGAGGGUUGCACUUAUCCAUCAGUGAAAUGCAAGAAGCGGGUCACCAUCCUGGCGGAAGGAGGGGAAAUUGAACUGUUUGAUGGAGAGGUGAAUGUUAAGAGGCCCCUUAAGGACGAGUCUCACCUUGAGGUUGUGGAGUCGGGCCGGUAUGUCAUUCUGUUGCUGGGUCAAGCCCUCUCUGUGGUCUGGGACCACCGCCUCAGCAUCUCCGUGACCCUGAAGCGCACGUACCAGGAACAGGUGUGUGGCCUGUGUGGGAACUUCGAUGGCAUCCAGAACAAUGACUUGACCAGCAGCAGUCUUCAGGUGGAGGAAGACCCUGUUGACUUUGGGAAUUCCUGGAAAGUGAGCUCCCAGUGCGCUGACACAAGAAAGCUGUCACUAGAUGUUGCCCCCGCCACCUGCCACAACAACAUCAUUAAACAGACGAUGGUGGACUCAUCUUGCAGAAUCCUUACCAGCGACAUCUUCCAGGCCUGCAACAGGCUGGUAGACCCUGAGCCAUAUGUGGACAUCUGCAUUUACGACACCUGUUCCUGUGAGUCUGUUGGGGACUGUGCUUGUUACUGUGACACCAUCGCUGCCUAUGCCCAUGUGUGUGCCCAGCAUGGCCAGGUGGUAUCCUGGAGGACGCCCACACUAUGCCCCCAGAGCUGUGAAGAGAAGAACGUUCAGGAAAAUGGCUAUGAGUGUGAAUGGCGCUAUAAUAGCUGUGCACCUGCCUGCCCAGCCACGUGUCAGCACCCGGAGCCUCUGGCUUGCCCUGUGCAGUGUGUGGAGGGCUGCCAUGCACACUGCCCUCCAGGAAAAAUCCUGGAUGAACUUCUUCAGAGCUGUGUGGACCCCCAAGACUGCCCUGUGUGUGAAGUGGCUGGUAGGCGCUUGGCCCCUGGAAAGAAAGUCACCUUGAGCCCUGAUGACCCUGAACACUGCCAGAACUGUCACUGUGAUGGUGUCAACCUUACCUGUGAAGCCUGCCAGGAGCCUGGAGGCCUAGUGGUACCUCCAACAGAUGCCCCAACCAGCUCCACCACCCCAUAUGUUGAAAACACCCCUGAGCCACCCCUGCAGAGCUUCUACUGCAGCAAGCUCCUGGAUCUAGUCUUCCUUCUUGAUGGCUCCUCUGCGCUGUCCGAGGCCGAGUUUGAAAAGCUCAAGGCUUUUGUGAUGGGCACGAUGGAGAAGCUCUACAUCUCUCAGAAGCGCAUCCGUGUGUCGGUGGUGGAGUACCAUGACGGUUCCCAUGCCUACAUCGAGCUCAAGGCCCGGAAGCGACCCUCAGAACUUCGGCGCAUCACCAGCCAGGUCAAGUAUGCAGGCAGCGAGGUGGCCUCCACCAGCGAGGUCUUGAAGUACACGCUGUUUCAGAUCUUUGGCAGAAUCGAUCGCCCGGAGGCCUCACGCAUUGCUCUGCUCCUGACCGCUAGCCAGGAGCCCUCACGGACUGCCAGGACUUUGACCCGCUACGUCCAGGGCCUAAAGAAGAAGAAGGUCACUGUGGUCCCUGUGGGCAUCGGGCCACAUGUCAGCCUCAAGCAGAUCCGCCUCAUUGAAAAGCAGGCCCCUGAAAACAAGGCUUUCCUGCUCAGUGGGGUAGAUGAGUUGGAGCAGAGAAGGAGUGAGAUCAUCAACUAUCUCUGUGACCUUGUCCCUGGUCCCCCAGCCCCUACCCAGCCUCCCCAGGUAGCACAAAUCACCGUGGGGCCAGAGAUCUCUGGGAUUUCAUCACCAGGACCAAAGAGGAAGUCCAUGGUUCUAGACGUGGUGUUUGUCCUGGAGGGGUCAAACGAAGUUGGUGAAGCCAACUUCAAUAAGAGCAAGGAGUUUCUGGAGGAAGUAAUACGGCGCAUGGAUGUGGGCCAGGGCAGCAUCCACAUAACGGUGCUGCAGUAUUCAUAUACGGUAACCGUGGAGUACACCUUCAACGAGGCCCAGGCCAAGGAGGACGUGCUGCGUCAUGUGCGAGAGAUCCGCUACCACGGCGGCAACAGGACCAACACUGGGCUGGCCCUUCAGUACAUUUCUGAGCACAGCUUCUCUCCCAGACAGGGGGACCGGCAACAGGCACCUAACCUGGUCUACCUGGUCACAGGGAACCCUGCCUCUGAUGAGAUCAAGAGGCUGCCUGGAGACAUCCAGGUAGUACCCAUUGGGGUGGGCCCCCAUGCCAACCUGCAGGAACUCGAGAGGAUAGGCAGGCCCAACGUGCCCAUCUUCAUCCAAGACUUUGAGACACUUCCUCGAGAGGCUCCUGACCUGGUCUUGCAGAAAUGCUGUUCCAAGGAGGGCCUGCAGCUGCCCACCCUCUCCCCUAUCCCUGACUGCAGCCAACCCCUGGAUGUGGUCCUCCUCCUGGAUGGCUCCUCUACUUUCCCAGAGUCUUCCUUUGAGAAGAUGAAGAGUUUUGCCAAGGCUUUCAUUUCGAAGGCCAACAUUGGGCCCCACCUCACUCAGGUGUCUGUGAUGCAAUACGGAAGCAUCAAUACCAUUGAUGUACCUUGGAAUGUGGCCCAGGAGAAAACCCAUCUACUGAGUUUGGUGGACCUCAUGCAGCGAGAGGGCGGCCCCAGCCAGAUUGGGGACGCUUUGGCCUUUGCUGUGCGCUAUGUCACUUCACAAGUCCACGGAGCUAGGCCCGGUGCCUCCAAAGCAGUGGUCAUCCUUAUCACAGACACCUCGUUGGAUUCGGUGGAUGCAGCAGCGGAUGCUGCCAGAUCCAACCGAGUGGCAGUGUUCCCCAUUGGGGUUGGGGACCAGUAUGAUGAAGCCCAGCUGAGAGUCUUGGCAGGCCCUGGGGCCAACUCCAAUGUCAUAAAGCUCCAGCAACUUGAGGACCCACCCCACCUGGACAAUUCUUUCUUCCACAAACUGUGCUCUGGGUUUUCUGGAGUUUGUGUGGACGAAGAUGGCAAUGAGAAGAGGCCUGGGGAUGUCUGGACCUUGCCAGAUCAGUGCCACACAGUGACCUGCUUGCCAAAUGGCCAGACCUUGCUGCAGAGUCACCGAGUUAACUGUGACCAUGGACCCCAGCCUUCAUGUUCCAACAGCCAGUCCCCUAUUCGGGUGGAGGAGACCUGUGGCUGCCGCUGGACCUGCCCUUGUGUGUGCACGGGCAGUUCCACUCGGCACAUAGUCACCUUUGAUGGGCAGCACUUCAAGCUAACGGGCAGCUGCUCUUACGUCCUCUUUCAAAUCAAGGAGCAAGACCUGGAGGUGAUCCUCCACAACAGGGCCUGCAGCCCUGGGGCAGUGCAAAGCUGCAUGAAGUCCAUCGAGGUUAAGCAUGAUGGCCUCUCUGUCGAGCUGCACAGUGACAUGGAGAUGGCAGUGAAUGGGAGACUGGUGCUUGCCCCCUAUGUGGGUGGAAACAUGGAAGUCAGCGUCUACGGUGCUAUCAUGUAUGAAGUCAGGUUCAACCAUCUUGGCCACAUCCUCACGUUCACGCCGCAAAACAACGAGUUCCAGCUGCAGCUUAGCCCCAAGACCUUUGCUUCGAAGAUGUAUGGUCUCUGCGGAAUCUGUGAUGAGAACGGGGCCAAUGACUUCAUGUUGCGGGAUGGCACGGUCACCGCAGACUGGAAGAGGCUUAUCCAGGAGUGGACCGUGCAGCAGCCAGGGUAUACAUGCCAGGCUGUUCCCGAGGAGCAGUGUCCUGUGUCUGACAGUUCCCGCUGCCAGGUCCUCCUCUCGGACGUGUUUGCUGAGUGCCACAAGGUCGUUGCUCCAGCCACAUUCCACACCAUCUGCCAGCAAGACAGUUGCCGCCAGGAACGAGUGUGUGAGGUGAUUGCUUCUUAUGCCCACCUCUGUCGGAGCAACGGGGUCUGUGUUGAUUGGAGGACAACUGACUUCUGUGCUAUGUCAUGCCCACUGUCCCUGGUAUAUAGCCACUGUGAACGUGGCUGCCCUCGGCACUGUGAUGGGAAUAGUAGCUCCUGCGGGGCCCACCCUUCAGAAGGCUGCUUCUGUCCCCAACACCAAGUCUUGCUGGAAGGCAGCUGUGUCCCCGAGGAGGCCUGUACUCAGUGUGUUGGCGAGGAUGGAGUGCGACAUCAGUUCCUAGAGACCUGGGUCCCAGACCAUCAGCCCUGCCAGAUCUGUAUGUGCCUAAGUGGGAGGAAGGUUAACUGCACUGCACAGCCAUGUCCCACAGCCAGAGCUCCCACGUGUGGCCUGUGCGAAGUGGCUCGCCUCAAGCAGGGUGCAAACCUGUGCUGCCCGGAGUACGAGUGUGUGUGUGACCUGGUCAAUUGCAACUUGCCUCCGGUGCCUCCAUGUGAAGGAGGACUCCAGCCAACCCUGACCAACCCUGGAGAAUGCAGACCCACCUUCACCUGUGCCUGCAGGAAAGAAGAAUGCAAAAGAGUGUCACCACCCUCCUGCCCCCCUCACCGGACGCCCACCCUUCGGAAGACCCAGUGCUGCGAUGAGUAUGAGUGUGUUUGCAGCUGUGUCAACUCCACGGUGAGCUGCCCACUUGGCUACCUGGCCUCAGCCACAACCAACGACUGUGGCUGCACCACAACCACCUGUCUCCCUGACAAGGUUUGUGUCCACCGAGGCACUAUCUACCCUGUGGGCCAGUUCUGGGAGGAGGGCUGUAACACAUGUACCUGCACCGACAUGGAGGAUACUGUCAUGGGCCUGCGUGUGGCCCAGUGCUCACAGAAGCCUUGUGAAGACAACUGUCAGACAGGUUUCUCUUACGUUUUCCACGAAGGCGAGUGCUGUGGAAGGUGUCUGCCCUCUGCUUGCAAGGUGGCGGCCGGCUCGCUGUGGGGAGACUUCCGUUCUUCCUGGCAGAGUGUUGGCUCUCGAUGGCCUGUCCUUGAGAAUCCCUGCCUCAUCAACGAGUGUGUCCGAGUGGACGAAGCAGUCUUUGUGCAGCAGAGGAACAUCUCGUGCCCACAGCUGGAUGUCCCUACUUGUCCCACAGGCUUCCAGCUGAGCUGUGAGACCUUAGAGUGCUGCCCUAGCUGUCACUGUGAGCCUGUGGAGGCCUGCCUAUUCAACGGCACCAUUAUCGAGCCAGAGAAGACUCUGAUGGUUGACAUAUGCACGACUUGCCGCUGCAUCGUGCAGACAGGAGCCUUCUCCAGAUUCAAGCUGGAGUGCAGGAAGACCACCUGUGAGGCCUGUCCCCUGGGCUAUAGGGAAGAGAAGAACCCAGGUGACUGCUGUGGGAGAUGUUUGCCUACAGCUUGCACUAUUCAGCUGAGAGGAGGACAGAUCACGACACUGAAGCGUGAUGAGACACUCCAGGAUGGCUGCGAUAGUCAUUUCUGUAAGGUCAAUGAGAGAGGGGAAUACAUCUGGGAGAAGAGGAUUACAGGCUGCCCGCCCUUUGAUGAGCACAGGUGUCUGGCUGAAGGAGGCAAAAUCAUGAAAAUUCCAGGCACUUGCUGUGACACAUGUGAGGAGCCUGAUUGCAAAGACAUCACAGCCAAGCUGCAGUAUGUCAAGGUGGGAGACUGUAAGUCCCAAGAGGAAGUGGACAUUCACUACUGCCAGGGCAAGUGUGCCAGCAAAGCGGUGUACUCCAUUGACAUUGAGGAUGUGCAAGAGCAGUGCUCCUGCUGCUGGCCCUCGAGGACGGAGCCCAUGCGGGUGCCCUUGCUCUGCAUCAAUGGCUCCGUCAUGUACCACGAGGUCAUCAAUGCCAUGGAGUGCAGGUGUUCUCCCCGGAAGUGCGGCCAGUGAGUGGACUCCCACUGCUGCCUAUGCCGUGGCCCGACCAGACAGAGGAUCACUCCAUCCCUUGUGCAUCCUGCCCUUUGUGCCCUUCUGUGCCCACAAUAAAGGCCAAG
This is a messenger RNA of Acomys russatus (golden spiny mouse), 8540 nucleotides long. RefSeq names its product von Willebrand factor (gene Vwf). Gene Ontology annotation, biological process: blood coagulation; cell-substrate adhesion. Gene Ontology annotation, molecular function: protein binding. Gene Ontology annotation, cellular component: extracellular matrix. Lineage: Eukaryota; Metazoa; Chordata; Mammalia; Rodentia; Muridae. The record is from RefSeq and is a predicted model, not a curated record.